Molecule: messenger RNA, 1744 nt
Organism: Cydia amplana
Lineage: Eukaryota; Metazoa; Arthropoda; Insecta; Lepidoptera; Tortricidae
Exons: 9
Coding region: 98-1744 (548 amino acids)
Molecular function (GO): peptidase inhibitor activity
Source: RefSeq, a predicted model, not a curated record
AGAUUAAAGAGUUUAUGACUUAGAAGUAAAUAACGUGAACGACUAUAAACUUGUAAGUAUAUAGUUUUGUGUUAAAAUUAGCAUUACAUGUAGAACAAUGGCUAAGAAACCACAUAUUUUAAUACUUUUAACUUUGUAUUGCCUUUCUUCAAUAGAAGCAGUUAUUUCUCAAAAUAAGAAUACUAGAUCUGAAAUCAAAGAUGGCGAAGCAUGCGUCAAAGGACAGUUAUACAGGAUGGACUGUAAUACAUGUCACUGCAUUUCCGGCUCUCAGUUAGUGUGUACCAAAAUGGGUUGUUUGAGACAAUCCAAAGGAAGGACAUCCAAUGAGGACCAACGGAACUAUAGCGGACAUGUCUGUGUCCCGGGGAAGUUCUAUAGAGAUGGGUGUAAAAGAUGCUUCUGUAGCGAGGAGGAGCGGUUGCUAUGUGGUCCUGCAGACUGCAAGACAGUUAGCAAACUCCCCACAACGCACGAGGCCAUCCAUUCCCACAGUAAAUAUUCCCCCUCGCAACAACACAACCUCCCUAUUCUGAAGCACAGAACCUCCGAAUGUAUCCCCGGGUCGUCUUAUCGAGUCGACUGCAACACCUGUCUCUGUCUCGCCAACGGGAACCUGCAUUGUGGACAGAUGCUCUGUCCUAGUCAUGAAGAUGUGUACAGAGUAAAAGCGAAAGCUUUGUCAGGUCAACCAUGCGACGACCUUGACAUUAUAGAUAAGAAUCUGGAGUGCGUGCUAUGUCAAUGCGUAGGCGGCACCAAUGUCUGCCACGCCAAACCCAACUGUGAGCCGUUCAAGAAGCUAGAACCGAUCGAGGAGAACUCAGGGAAGGAAUGUACCCCGGGGAUGAUAUACAGGCGAGCCUGCAACAAGUGUGUGUGCACAGAAACCCACAGUCUCCGGUGCACAAUGAAGAGUUGCCUCAAUAAAGCGCAAGCCAGCCGCGCCCACAGGAUACGGAAGCACUGGGUGGACUAUACAUUGCGAAAGGCAGGAAAGAAAACUUCGCUCAACGCACAAUUACGUUCUAAGAAAAUUUCAGCUCAACGCAGGCAAAGCAGCACAAACAUAGACAGUCAAGUUAUAGAAGAAGUGAAAAACAAAUGCACACCGGGAAAGUUUUACAAGAUGGGCUGCAAGAGGUGCUUCUGCGAUGACAAGCAGAGGCCCGUCUGUGGGAGCACUGGGGAUUGCAAGUUGGCUAAUAAGUAUCCAACAAAGCCCAGUUUCCUCCGCUCCUACUCUUUCUCAGAGCUGAAGCAACUACCUACACUACCACACCAGUCAUCAAACUGCACACCCGGAGUAACUUAUAGAGUGGACUGCGACGCAUGCAUUUGCCUCGCAAAUAAGAAUCUGAUGUGUAACGAUCUGCUGUGCCCAAGUUAUGAAGAUAUUAAUAGGAUUCUGGCUAAAGAUAUGACUGGAAAUAGAUGUUCAGUGGGCAGAAACAAGACCGAGGAUUGCAUCUCAUGUUCUUGUAUAAAAGGCAUACUUAAGUGUGAAUCCCAGUCCAACUGCAUUCCAAACGGGAGACGAGACAUUCAGUAUGAACUACCUCUGGACCUGGAUGUAAAGGAGGACCGCCAGUGUUCGAAGGGAAUGGUUUACAAACGCGACUGCAACCGCUGCUACUGCCAGAAGGACAACACCCUCCGCUGCACCCUGAUGAGGUGCUUGAAGCACACCGAGGUGCAACGGCUGAAGAGACUGCGCACAGAACUGGAGAGGGACGGGCUUUGA